ACGCCCAUAAGUGAGCGCGUGCGCCCUGCACGACCCUCGCCGUGCACCGUAAAGGUUUCACUACACCGGUUUUUUUACACAGAGAUGGACGCCGAACAGAUGGGACCUCAGACCUUCCUUUAUGGAUGCGAGCUGAAGCAAGGAAAGGAAGUGACCUUUAACCCCGAGGAUGACGACUUCGAGCAUCAGCUAUCCGUCCGCAUGGCGUGCGUCGAUCCAGCCACCAAAGACGAGCUGAACGUUGUGGAGGUCGAGGGCCAGGACUCCGAGGGUCAGAAGGUUAAAGCCGUGCUUGCCACGCUGAAGCCGUCCACCAUGCCGAGCGUUUGUCUGGGUGGCUUCGAGGUCAGUCCACCUGUUGUUUUCCGCCUGCGUACCGGUUCUGGACCGGUUCAUAUCAGCGGCCAGCACCUCAUCAUGAUGGGCGGAGAUCAGUCUUUUGAUGAAGAAGAUGAUGAGGAGGAGGAGGAUAUCAGAACAGCUGUGAAGAGAGGAGCACAGAGUAUUACGAAGCCAUCAAAAAAAAUGAAGAUGGAGGAUGAUGAUGAUGAGGAAGAUGAUGACGAUGAAGAGGAUGAGGAUGAAGAUGAUGAGGAGGAGGAAGAGAGUGAAGAGGAAACGCCUGUGAAGGCCAAAAAGCCAGCAGCCAAACCACAGACUCCUGCUCAGAACGGCAAAUCCAACACACCAGCGGCCAAACAGCCCAAAACACCAGACACCGGAAAGAAGAAUGAGAAGAAACCACGGACCCCCAAAACACCCAAAUCUCCACAAGCACCUCUUAGCGUCCCUGAGAUCAAGGCCAAGAUGACGGCUAGCGUGGAAAAGGGUGUGACGCUGCCCAAACUUGAGGCCAAGUUCGAAAACUAUGUCAAGAACGGCUUCAAAGUAACUGAUCCAAAGGUGAUUAGCGAGCUGUGGCAGUGGAGACAGACAAAAAACUAAUCAACAUUUUACACGGUUAAAUUAUGUCUUGAUUGUUUUUCUUUUUUUUUAUUUCACCCUCCUGAGUCUUUCUGCAUGAUAUCCGUGCCAUUCCUUUUAAAAUUUCAUUUAAUAGUCACUUUAUUCCGCCCGUCUUGCUUGUUUAUCCUGAUCCGGACCUGCCGCCGAGACACAACCGUUCCACCUCUCCAGGAGGAGCUUCAGAAGACGUCUGGUUUUUUUUGUUUUUUUUUUUUUAAAUCAAGGUUUCAGUUAUGUUCAGAAACUCCAGCUAGAUUUUUCUCUCCUCUGGAAGGACACGAGUGCUUUUGAUCUGUACAUUUUAUCAUGGUUGCAGCUAAGGGACAUCAUUUCUGAACAUUUCUACACCGUGUAAGAGGAAGAGUAUGAAGAUUUACUAAUGUACUCUAAAGUAGCGCAGGUUGUAUGUUUAACUCUGAGGAAAAAGCCUUCUCUCCCCCCUGAGUUCAGGAAACUAAAUGACUGAAACUUGUCUUGUGCUUUUGCAAAGAAACCAAUUUUACUGCACACAAAUAAAGCUUUUUUUUGGAAGAAA
Messenger RNA from Tachysurus vachellii, 1501 nucleotides. It is a transcript of the gene npm1a, whose product is annotated as nucleophosmin 1a. Gene Ontology annotation, molecular function: RNA binding; chromatin binding; histone binding. Lineage: Eukaryota; Metazoa; Chordata; Actinopteri; Siluriformes; Bagridae. The record is from RefSeq and is a predicted model, not a curated record. The coding region runs from base 85 to 945 and encodes 286 amino acids. The transcript has 11 exons. Gene Ontology annotation, cellular component: centrosome; nucleoplasm; ribonucleoprotein complex. Gene Ontology annotation, biological process: ribosomal large subunit export from nucleus; ribosomal large subunit biogenesis; ribosomal small subunit biogenesis.